Molecule: messenger RNA, 2139 nt
Organism: Dunckerocampus dactyliophorus (ringed pipefish)
Lineage: Eukaryota; Metazoa; Chordata; Actinopteri; Syngnathiformes; Syngnathidae
Gene: st6galnac
Product: ST6 (alpha-N-acetyl-neuraminyl-2,3-beta-galactosyl-1,3)-N-acetylgalactosaminide alpha-2,6-sialyltransferase
Exons: 9
Coding region: 457-1779 (440 amino acids)
Molecular function (GO): sialyltransferase activity
Source: RefSeq, a predicted model, not a curated record
ACUGACAACACUCGGACACGUGUGUGUGUGUGUGUGUGUGCUGAAAGUUUCCGUAUCCUUGAAAGACAUUCUUUCCAUUUGAGACCCCCUUCCCCCCCUCUAGCAGACUUUAUUGUCCCAGAAGGAGGGGGAGGGACAGGGUAGUGUAACAUGUUACAUGUAACUGGAAUGUUGGGACUCGGGAGGACAUGUCGGACACGAGUUGGACUGCGUGUGGCUUAGUAGGACCGGCGCAGACCUUCACCAGUCAAACUCUGAGCGGUGUCAUGUGACUUCCUUCCACUUCCUGUUCCGUUGUUGUCGUUGUUGCGCUCGACUCAGCUUCUCCUUUCUGAUUGUGAGGAAACAGGAAGUAGAGUGACGCGAUGGCAAGCUGAUUGGUGGAGGGUGGAAUCUGCUUUCUGUUUCAGUCAACGCAGGGGGCGGAGCCGGGUCGUGCUCUGCGUGACGGCGGGGAUGGUGGCCCAGAGGAGGCUGGUGCUGGGCGCCCUGACCGUCGUCUCCCUGCUAUGCAUCUACGUCCUGGCGGGGAACCUGCAGACGCUGUCCUGGUCUGUGGAGCCGCUCAAGCGCUUGGCACACGGGAGCCAAUGGCGAGACUUGGCCCCCUCGCCCUCACCCACGGCCCCGCGUGGACACGCUCGUACCACAGGCACACCAUCGGCGCACACGUCCUCGCUCGCCAACUGCAGAGUGUCAAACAUUUCUGGUGCGGACCACGUGGGCACAACGACAAGGACCGGACGCCCCUCUCUGCUGCCGCCUCGCCAGGAGGACGCGCUCACCGCGGACCCCUUCAUUGGUGACGCUUACAUGAGUGAGGACGUCCCGCCGCAAACUGACUGCCCGGACGCCAUUCGAAGUCGGGUGCCAAAGACGGAAUUUACCAAACGUUUUCUGAAGAACAUUCCGGUGCUGCAGUGGUCCAAAGACGCCACGCUGGACGAGCACCGCCGCCUGAGCAGAUACGUGGGAGCGCACGGCUGGGGGGGCGUCACCUUUGAGGAACUGGCGGAGACGCUGGCGGUGCUCAACUCGUCUGCCAACUCGGUCAUGCUGGACGACUGGAAGCGGCGCGGACCGGCGUCCUGCUGCAUCCGCUGCGCCGUGGUCGGGAACGGCGGGAUCCUGAAGGACUCGAAGAAAGGGAAGGAGAUCGACGACCACCACUACGUCUUCAGGACGAACGGCGCCAUCAUGGCAGGCUUCGAGGAGGACGUGGGCGCCCGCACCACCCACUACACCUUCUCCACCAACACGCUGAUGAACUCCAUGAGGAGCUACGCCUCCCUCGGCUACCGAGGACCGCCCCAGUCCCAGGAGACGCGCUAUGUCUUCCUGCCGGACCAUGACCGCGACUACCUGCUGAUGAAGGCGGCCGCCGUGCACGCCCCGGUGCAGCGUGGGCCGGAGCGCGGCAUAGACCCGUCAAGGUACUUCGGGAAGGACGUGUCGGCAAACAAGCUGAAGAUGUACCAUCCCGAUUUUAUCCGCUACCUCAGGAACAGGUUCCUUCCAUCCAACACCCUCAGGAGCAAAUACAAGAACUUGUACCGCCCCUCCACCGGCGCCGUCAUGCUGCUGGCGGCGCUGCACACCUGCGACCAGGUGAGCGCGUACGGCUUCAUGACGCCCGACUACCGGAGGUACUCGGAUCACUACUACGACAGGAGCUACCGCCCGGUGGGCUUCUACAUCAACCACGACCUGCGCCUGGAGAUGCUUCUGUGGCAGCAGCUGCACGCCGCCGGCCUCAUCAAGCUCUACAUGCGCUCGUGACGUCUUCACCGUCCAACCACUUUCCUUCUCGUGCCUUCUGCAGCACCUCAAAUGCCUGCGCUAGCUGGCGGUUAAGCUAGUUGGCCUUAGUCGCCAUGGUAACGGCCUAUUGCACUUACACCGUUAGCAUGACACGGUCAGUUCCACCAUCUUGAAUUCUUUCUUUUUUUUUAUCUGUAUUUCAAGUGAACCACUACCCUCCUUUUGUUUGCACAUUACCAUGGCAACCGUCAAGCCACACAAGCAGUGUGGUGUCUUGUUGCUAGGUUGCCACUAGCCUAAAAUAUAUUUCACUUACUGAUUUUUUUGAUUUGACAAAGUGCCUUUAAAUGUGAACAAAAAGUAAACAUCUUGAACGAG